UGACUGAAUUUUAUAAUAUUUGACAGCUUACUAGAAAUAUUUUGCCCCACGGUGGAGCAGAAAACGGCACUAAGUUCGGAGCAAAAUUGAGCCCAGGGCGGCUUUCCCCAGUUUGAAAAAAUUUUUUGUUGCUCUUUUUACCCCCAAAAAAGCAUGUUUUAAUUGAAUUAAAAUUCGGGUUUUGCUCGGUUUUGUUCCAAAUUUAUGUGCAAGAUACUACUCAGAGAGACUGAUUUUUUGAAAAAAAGUUUGAGUUCAUAAGUGCAAAAGGCAAAAAGUUGUGAUAAAACAAAAGGCCAAAAAAUGACAUUUUGCCAAAACAAAAUUUUUUUCCGAAAAAGUAGUUUUUCGUCUUUAUCUCAAGUUCUACUUCAUCUUUUUUGAUAUUUUUUUUGUUUACCCCACGUACAAAAGUACGCUGAACACGAUUUUUAACUCAGAAUUGGAAAAAGUUCUAUGAGGCGGCCGAGCAAGACGAAUAAGUGCCAAAUUUUGCACACUUCCCCUAUUUCGCGAAUCUACUUUUCAAUCAUAACUCGGUCAGUUUUCAAUAUUUCUUAGUUUUCCAAAAAUUGACGUGUAGGUCUCAUCAAGACUCGAGACAUAUACAAUUUGUAAAAAGUCCAGUGGGAAAAUUUUUCAAGAAAAAAAUAAUUCAAAAAUUUAGUACUGGGGGGAGUGGUUUCCUGGGUCUCCUGAACAUUUUUUCCACUAAAGUUUUGCGGAAUGUAUUUUUGAUUCAUAGUUUUUGAUUUUAUUUAAUGGAAGAUGAAGUUUCGUCGCAUUAGAAAUACUCUGCCAAGAGAUAUUAUUUUUAUUAAUUUUCAGGCCAAAACUUGUUUUUUUCUAUACAUCUGUCUGUGUACAAGAUAUAGCCCUCAACUGUACGUCUCCUUUUUGGGAAAUCAAUAAUGAGUACAAUCCUGUAAUAAAAUUUUCAAAAAUUCGUUUUCCCACUGACAUAUCAGUAAUAAACGGUUUUCGAACGCCUUUUCUCAAAAUGUAAAUAUUGAAGAAAGCGGAAUCGAAAAACGACUCCCUCCAGAAAUUUACCUUCCUUACUUCCAGCUUGAGCUCUCUCCCGCAUGACCGAGUGGUUAGUGCGUAUGACUGCAGAAAUUUUGGUAGUUGGUUCAAUUCUACCAAGUGAUAAUUUUUUUUGUUUUUUGUGAGUAAUCGGGAUUCGAAUACAAAUACUCGAUUUUAUACAAAAUAUGGGUACGUCUCCUCUAAUAUAAAGCCUCCUCAAACUUCAAUCAAUCAUUGACCUACUGAAAUUUUCACAAACCCUCUAACAGGUUCGAGGCGAAGCCGAGAACCUACGCCCGGCAAGGGGACUCGCCUUACACCCCCUACAACUGGCGGGCCCGCUAGUCCAGCCGGACUUAAACAUUGUCUGUCAUUCAUUCAUUUUUCCUCUUCUUGUGAGAGUGACGUCCUCACCAGGACACUUCUUGAUUUUAAUAUUUUAUUUAGUUUCUUGACUAAAAUUACAUUUAUUUUCAAUCUGAAGUAUUCACUACCCCUAUUUUUUUAGUUUGAAGAACUAAAAAGUGUUUAGUUUGAAAAAAAAGUUUUAAGGCAUAACUAUGUGGCUUCCAAUAUUCUUGACAUUAAGGGGAUACAUACAAAUACAGAAUUUUGGUCUCAAAACUUAUCAAACCUUCUACAAAAAAUUUCUAGAAACACGUUUUUCCGAACUAGAAAAUUUUUGUAGAAGGUUUGAUAGGUUUUGAGACCAAAAUUCUGUAUUUGUAUGUAUCCCCUUAAUGUCAAGAAUAUUGGAAGCCACAUAGGUAUGCCUUAAAACUUUUUUUCAAACAAUUUUUAGUUAUUCAAACUAAAAAUAGGGGUAGUGAAUACUUCAGAUUGAAAAAUAAAUGCAAUUUUAGUCAAGAAACUAAAAAAUAUUAAAAUCAAGAAUUGUCCUGGUGAGGACGUCACUCUCACAAGAAGGGGAAAAAUGAAUGAAUGACAGACAAUGUUUAAGUCCGGAUGGAUUUAUGGGGACUGGAGAUGUGCACAGAGAGCGUAGAGAGAAAGAGAGAAAGAGAGAGAGAGAGACACACACACACAACAGUUACAGUCGGGAUAGACGAACCGUGUUAUACAACUGCAUAGAGCAACGUCACACUCACACCGUGUGACCACACGAAGAAGACGCGGUGUGUCCGCAAUGCGCAGUGAUAGAGAGGUUGAGAGAGAGACAGUGCUAGAGACCAGUGCUGUGCGGCCCUCGGCUCUCAGGGCGCGAGCCGAGAGCCGACUUUUUUCAAGAGCCGCACAGCCCUGGUUGAGACUAUUAAUCAACUGCCAAGUAACUGGAAAUUGACCUAAGAUUGCGUUAUACUCAUCCUACAGUAUUUCAAACAUCAUAGUUAAUCUAAUAUAAUCGUUUAGUCCAGCAGAGCAAGUUCCAGCAAAGUCCAACCAAAUUUCCAAAACAAAAAUUUCAAAAUUGUCUGAAACUUACUAAUAAAGUCAGUCAGUGAAACGAUAUUGGUUUUCUGUUACGUUUUUGAACCUUUGAAAAGAAAGUAGCGCACAGUAGAGAACAACGGAGAAUUAUGCUAGAAAGGUGGAGAAGUGCGCUGGAAAGGCGGCAGUAUUUGUCCCUGCUUGCGAACAAAAACAACGUGAAACAAAACUUUACGUAUUACAUUGAAAACAAUUGAACGCUUUAAAAAAUACAUACAGUGAGUGAAACCCUUUACACGUAUUUUCAAGUGAAUUGAAUACGUGGAAAUGGACAUAGGUUUUUGGAACUUUAUUCAGUUUAAAAAUCUUCAGCAAUGUCGUUGCAGUCGACAUUACUUUUGGGAUUUGGCAUUACAUUUUUAAUCUCUGUGAACUGUAAUCUUGAAUCAAUAACAAGUACCAAUCAUGAUGAGAUUAUACAAAAUAGUCGGUUGACAUUUGUCGCAUUCACUGCUUCUUGGUGUCCAUUCUCUCGAAAACUAAUGUCCAGCUUUUCUCAAGCAGCUGCAGACUAUCAAGCAAAGUACCCGGAUCGGAAAACGGUUUGGGGAAAUGUGGAUUGCAUGGCUGAAGAUUAUCUGAUGAACAAGUACUCUAUCACUAAAUUUCCGACAAUGAAAGUAUUCUUCUAUGGAUACAUGAUGACAGAAUAUCGAGGAUCUCGUCAAGUUAAAGGAUUAAUUGAAUACAUUGAGAAAAUGGAGAACACUUCUAGCCUUGUGAACUUGAAUGAAGCAGAAAGUUUGACUCAAUGGCAGAAUUAUGUUAUUCCACAAAAAGGAACUCUUAUUCUUUGGUUUCCUAGAGGUUCACCACCAUUUGAGCUCAUUCUUAAAGCGAUUGCAUUGAUUCAUAGUCAAUUGGUUGUGGUGGUUCCAAUUUCCGAAAACUUAUUGAAACAUGAGGAUCAUCAACUAUGGUUUUCUCUGGAUGGAGAGCAUGUUGAACGAUUUGAGGGAAGUGUGUCGAAUUUCAAAGAAAUCGUGGAAUGGAUCAAGAAAAAGUCGGCAGGAAUGGUUCGAGAAUUGACGUUUGAAAAUAUGGAGGAAAUGGUAGAAGAUGGCAAGCCACUAUUGAUUCUUCUGAGGAAAAAGGAUGAUAUUGAGACAGAAAAACAAUUUGUCACAACAAUUCGUCGUGAGCUCGACCAGGACACGCUUCUGAAACUUGCUCCAGUGAUGGCUGAUGGAAAAGUUCUCACGGCUGUUCUCCGUCAUUUCAACAAAGGACUUGAUGAUCUUCCAUUCUUAUUGAUCGAUCAGUUUACUCAUUCAUUCCCAUCUCCAUGGAAGGGAAAUGAGAUUUUCGCAGAAGGAAAUAUUAAACAGUUUGUGGCUGAUCUAUUUAACGACAACCAUCAUCGAAAAUUGCACGAGAAGCUCAAUGAACUCAUUCAAAAAAUUGUGACAGAAACCGAGGAAAUUGAAAAACAAGCAUCGGAGGAGAAAGUUGAAAAACCAACAGAGAAACUUGAGAAGCAUGAAAGUGUAUUUAAUAAGCUAAAACCUGCAUCAACUCGUUAUUCAUUUGCUAAAGAAGAACUUUGAGGAGAAUAUUAUUAAUUUUAAAUUAUUUAUAAUAUUUUUUAGAAAAUAAAUCAUAAAUAUAA
This is a messenger RNA of Caenorhabditis elegans, 4087 nucleotides long. RefSeq names its product Thioredoxin domain-containing protein (gene erp-44.3). The coding region runs from base 2793 to 4025 and encodes 410 amino acids. The record is from RefSeq and is marked reviewed. Gene Ontology annotation, biological process: cell redox homeostasis. Lineage: Eukaryota; Metazoa; Nematoda; Chromadorea; Rhabditida; Rhabditidae. The transcript has 5 exons.